AUGGCAGUGGGGAGAGAGAUGGCGGAGAUGCAGGUGCUCUCCGCGGGGCUGCGGGCCCAGCCGGACUGGGCGGCAUCCCAGCGGAAUAUACUGGAGGAGCAGGUGGAGCUGUGGUGGUUCCGCGACCCGCGGAGGUCGCUGCUGUGCUUCUGCUUCUCGGUGGCCCUGGUGCUGGGCUGCGGGGCGGGCGGAGUGGGCCUGCUGUACAGCACCGGCGGCCCGUCGGGCGAGUGGCGGCUGGGCAUGGGCAUGGUGCUCUGCCUGCUGUCGCUGGCCGUGCUGCUGAAGCAGCUGCUGAGCUCGGCCGUGCAGGACACAGACUGCGUGCGGAGCUGGAGCCGCAUCGCCGCGCUCAAGAGCGGCGGCACGUCCGACCUGGCCGUCGGCCUCCUGGCGGGCCUCACCCUGCUCGUCUGUGGUGCCGUGCUGCUCCGGCUGGCCCCCGCCGCCGGGCCGCCCCGCCCCGGCUCAGCCCUCAACGACAUGUUCGUCACGGGGGCGGCGCUGACGGCUGCGGGCGGAGCCACGGCGCUGGCAGUGGCGGUCUACGCCGCGGCCGUCUUCCUGCCGCCCGUGCGGGGGCUGAGGGCCGGGGUGGCGGCCAUCUUCACCACCUCAGGGCGGAUGAGGGAGGCAAGGAGCGAGACCGUCUCCAGCAUGAUCAACCUGCUCUGA
This is a messenger RNA of Megalops cyprinoides (Indo-Pacific tarpon), 675 nucleotides long. RefSeq names its product transmembrane protein 125-like. The transcript has a single exon. The coding region runs from base 1 to 675 and encodes 224 amino acids. The record is from RefSeq and is a predicted model, not a curated record. NCBI's taxonomy places the organism in Eukaryota, Metazoa, Chordata, Actinopteri, Elopiformes, Megalopidae.